GUCAUCUUGUCGUGGUUGGAUCCAAGACAGGCACUUCCAAGGUUCCAACAGCAUCAUUCCCCAUAGGCCCUGCCCAGACAGGCGGGUUACUACUAGCGCUACCAGAGCAGGUACUCAGUACGGAGUACCACCCGGUUCUUGAUCUCUGGGCAGGCAAUCAGACCAGGAGCUCCGUCCCACUUCGGCGCCGAUGCUGUGUAGCCCCUCGGCUUCAUCCCGCCAGCCAUUCUUUGUACAACACCGUUGUGUGACAGGACACCACUCAACACAACUCAACGCCGCCGGUCAGCAACUCGCCCUGCCUUUACCACAGCGUUCCUGAACCUCACCACGAGCGAACCGCGAACCAACAACGGCACACCAAGCCACCCGGGCCCCUCAAAUCGGUGUCUUUUUAUCUGCAAGGCUCCCCAGCCCCGCAGGCGCAUAUGUGGCCCUUGUCCUUGCCAGGCGGUUCUUGUCUUGCGCGGGUGACACUCGACUGCGAUAGGAACCGUGUUGCUCGAGCUGGCCAAGAUGGACUCCGCGCCUCUCAUCAAGGCGCAUGAUCACGCCAAAGCCGCCUCAGACGCUACGCAGACAGCCGACUCCACUGUCGCCAUCAACGAGCAUACCCUCGCCGCAGGAGAGUUCUCCAAUGCCGCAAAGGCCACGUCCAGUAUCGAGGCCCUUCGGACCCUUCGGCUUCUCGAACAACACCACCAGAAGCUUUCUGAGCUUAUCAAGUUCUCGGUAGAACAUCCCAGUAAGCAGGCGAACUUGGAGAAGCAUGAUCGCGAGACGGGAGAAAAGGUGGAGCCCGCCGGCUCGGAAGGCUCGUCUGCUCCUGUCGUGGGCAGCGCAUCGAAGGCGCCUGCGAACAUACCCGGCUUGACACCCCAGCGCCGUUAUCCCCCAUCUCGCGAGCUCUCUUCCUCCAUCGCGAGCAACCUAGCGUCUGCGCGGGGUAUUCGUGCCUCGAGAUAUCGGGGUCAACCACUUGCGCCUAGCAUUUCAAAUGACCAAGCGCCAGGGAAUGUUGACCUGACAGCCCGGAGUACCGGUUCGCGUACAAAAAUGCAGCACAUGCUUGAUAGCAAGACUGGAAAACAAAAGCCGAGCUGGGUGCCUCCAACUCAAGGUCCGUCCCCGAGCUCCCGUCCUCCCUCUGUCGGCGAGGCUGCGGAGACCGAGCCUGCCCCUGGGAAUACGCCAGCCGAUGAGGGCUUCUCCCGGUUUUAUAGUACCUUUGGUAGCAUCAUCAACCGCCUCUCGACGCCUUUGGCUUUCGCUGGUCUCCCCCUCAUCUCUGAGGAAUCCACUGCUGAGGGUUCCACACCCGAAUUUGCGCCACACAAGCGAGAUCGCGGCAAGGCUGUACCACCGCCGAGCGAAGAACCGGACUUGUCCAAGAUAUACUCGAAGGCAGCCUUACGUGCAGUGCAUCGCGACGGCCAUGCCGUCAAUGACUCGUUCUAUGUCGUGCCCACGAGCGGUCACACUGUUUCAUAUGCCAACAUACUAAACUUUGACCAGAAAGAGAGGAGGCGUGCCAUGGCCGCAUCGAUUCAUGAUGGUGAAGCGGAGACGGCUGAUGAUCACGAUGAGGAUGAUUUUGUUGAUGCAAGGGAGUCCCAAGCGUCUUUUUCUCCCAGCACCAAACGCCGAGUGGGUAAGAGUCAGACGGAACGGGAUCUUUACAAUGUCAUCGAGGAGCUCAGUACCGAAAAUGCCAGCCUGAAGAGUAUGCUCGAUAGGGUCACAAAACGCUUGCAAUUAUUUGAAGCUAGUGCACAGCACUCUCGCCUCGCCCUGGCGGACAGCAUGCGCAUUGCUAGACCUGGAUCGCCAAUGUCACAUAGUGGUGGCGCCCAGGGUCAAGUGACUGAUGAUGCGCUGAAGAGGAGGAACCAGGAACUGGAGGAGGAGUUGAUCGCGGCCAGUAAACAGUUUGAGGUGCUCGACAAGGAAAACAAACGGCUCAGGCACAACCUCGAAAAGUACCGCGACAAAUGGGAAUCAUUGAAGGCCGGGGCGAAGGCGCGAAGGGGUGCAGCUCAAUCGAGCGACACAUAGAGUAGCGUAGUGAGCAUAUGAGACUCAAGAGGGAGUGGGCGAGCGUUUAAUCCCACAGUGGGGCGAAGAAUCAACAAAAUGUUGUCAAAGGCAGA
Diaporthe batatas is the source of this 2150-nucleotide messenger RNA. RefSeq lists its product as uncharacterized. Lineage: Eukaryota; Fungi; Ascomycota; Sordariomycetes; Diaporthales; Diaporthaceae. The transcript has 2 exons. Bases 517 to 2055 code for a protein of 512 amino acids. The record is from RefSeq and is a predicted model, not a curated record.